Molecule: messenger RNA, 5551 nt
Organism: Ooceraea biroi (clonal raider ant)
Lineage: Eukaryota; Metazoa; Arthropoda; Insecta; Hymenoptera; Formicidae
Gene: l(2)34Fd
Product: nucleolar protein 10 lethal (2) 34Fd
Biological process (GO): maturation of SSU-rRNA from tricistronic rRNA transcript (SSU-rRNA, 5.8S rRNA, LSU-rRNA)
Cellular component (GO): nucleus; nucleolus; 90S preribosome
Molecular function (GO): protein binding
Source: RefSeq, a predicted model, not a curated record
UGCCUUGUGUCAUGCACGUUUGCUUUUAUUCACUCUCUUUCAUCUUUUUUCUUAUUCGUUCCAAUCUGGAAAAAUGUACUCGUCGCAUUUUUAGUGCAGAGAGUGCAAAGAGAUACUAAUCGAAAUAACAGUUUGAUGUUCUCCACGUGUUUUUCUCGGAGUAAAUAUGACGACAGCCAGAGAUUUAUAAAGGAUUUUAUCUAGUUUAUGUUACAUAAAGUACUGCCAAAAUGCAAGUAUCCGCGCCGAACAAUAUAAAGAUUUAUAAUCUUAGCGCUGGGAAGUCUCUCCCUGAGUGGUUAUCUGAACAAAAAAGGAGACGUUUAUUGAAGAAGAAUGUUGAUAUACGACGACGUAUCGAACUUAUACAGGAUUUUGAUAUGCCUGGUGUGAGCACGUCCAUCAGAGUAUCCAAGGAUGGACAAUAUAUUCUUGCAACAGGGACUUACAAACCACGUGUAAAGUGCUUCGAUGUAAAUAACUUGUCAUUAAAAUUUGAGAGAUGUUUUGAUUCCGAAGUGGUUACUUUUGAAGUAUUAUCAGAUGACUACAGCAAAUUAAUAUUUCUUCAGUGUGAUCGCUAUGUUGAAUUUCACGCUAUUCAUGGAAAAUAUUACAGACUCAGAGUGCCACAUUUUGGAAGAGAUCUAAAAUACCAUUAUCCAUCAUGCGAUGCCUUCAUUGUAGGCAAUAGUAAUGAAAUAUAUAGGAUAAACCUUGAACGUGGUCAGUUUUUACAGUCAUUCGUAACGGAAGCAAAUUCGAUAAAUAAAUGUGAGAUAAAUCCAUUGCAUCACCUACUCAUGGUUGGUACACAGGAUGGUAAAAUUGAAGCUUGGGAUCCAAGAUCUAAGAAUAGGGUGGGCACCCUUGACUGCGCGCUGCACUGUAUCACUCAAGACAAGAUGGAAGCAGUACCCGCAAUUACUGCUUUGAAAUGUCAAGGAGGUUUGAAUGUAGGAGUCGGUACGUCGACGGGCCAAGUACUACUGUACGAUAUACGGUCCGGCAAGCCGUUUUUUGUGAAAGAUCACAUGUAUGGAUUGUCAAUUAAGUGUAUAGAUUUCCACCAAAAGAUGGAUCUGGUUUACUCCAUGGACAGUUCCAUUGUAAAAAUAUGGGAAAGGGAUAACGGAAAACUUUAUACAUCCAUAGAAGCGCAGCAUGACUUUAAUGAUUUAUGUGUUAUACCAGAUACUGGCAUGCUCUUGAUGGCCAAUGAGACCACAAAAAUGCAGACGUACUACAUUCCUAGUCUCGGUCCCGCCCCUUACUGGUGCAGUUUCCUCGAUAAUCUUACGGAGGAAUUGGAAGAACUGAAUUAUGAUAUCAUCUAUGACGAUUACAAAUUUGUAACUGAGAAAGAACUGAAUGAAUUGGGUCUCUCGCACUUGAAAGGCACUAAUCUACUCAGGGCUUACAUGCACGGUUACUUUAUAGACAUCCGAUUAUAUAGGAAAGCAAGAGAUGUGAUGAAACCGUUCGAGUUUGCAGAGUACAAAAAGAGAAGGAUUCGCGAGAAGAUUGACGAGGAGGCUGCUAGCAGAGUACAGAUACAAAAGUUGCCAAGUAUAAAUCAAGAGCUGGCAUUGAAGUUGAUGGACAAUGCAAAUAACAAAAACAAAAAGAAGCGAGCAUCGUCCAACCUGCUCAACGACGAACGGUUUAAAGCUCUCUUUAACAAUCCUGAUUUCCAAAUUGAUCAGAAUUCUGAAGAAUAUGGUUUGUUAAAUCCUGUUAUUUCUCAACUUCAUAAAAAUAAAGCUAUGAAGUUAAAACAGAAAUUAGCACAAGAGGAAGAAGAAGAAGAAAAAGAAGCGCCCAACGAGGAUGAACCACACGCCGAUAGUUCAGAUGAAAGCUUCAUACAUGACUCGGACGAUGAGAGCUCGGACGAUGAGAAGCCAUGGGUCAAAGAAGUGCAGAAGAAUUAUCGAUUAAUAAGGAAAAAUAAAAGAGAAAGAGAGGAAGAGAGUGGGGACGAGAAUAAUGAUUCGGUAGUAAAGAAUGAACCGAAGUUAGAUGAAAUUCAGAAUAAUGUGAAAUUCGAAGUAGGUGAACCAGUAAAGAAGAAGCAGAGCAAAGCGACAUUAGGUGAAAGAUUGAAAAUCGAAGAGGCGCACAAUGUUAAAGUGUCAAGCUCAGGUGGAAAUAGAGAGAUGACGUUUACUGUCGGAAAGGUAGAAUCUAAUAAUAAACUCAAGAAUAGUAGUAAAGAUACAACGCAACAGAAUUGCGAAGAACAUACAGAAAUUUCUGUACCAUCCAUUUUAACAAGUAUAACUUCAACUUUUCAGAGCACUGAUCAUAUGGGUGAAAUCACUGAAGAUUAUGAAAACUUUAUCAGCACAUCUGCAGUACUUCAUUAUUGCAAACAUAAAAUACUAAGGCCAUAUUUGAGAUUGUUAGGCGUAAUGGGAUUGAGACCAACCAGUAGCGAUGAAUCUAACCAUUUUUUAUGGUGUUCUAUUUUAACGAAUCUUCAUACUUUACAAGUCAUUAUAUUUAUAUGUAUUGGAUAUGUUUUACAGUAUAUGGCUUGUUUUAGAAGAGAUCGGGGAUUUUGUUACAAAGUAUUAGUGUUAGAGCAAAAUGUAGCAAAUGUUAACGAACAAUGGACGCAAGAACCGUCUUGCUAUGGAAAUGUGAUUUUCAGCUACUUAAUUCCAAGUAUAUUGCAUCUGAUCGCGUAUUUAUACACGAUAUACUUGUUUCGCGUUAAGGAAAACGAGCAGUUGCAGAAUCUAAUGGAGAGAGCGUUCCUGCUUUCCUCGAAUCCGAUAAACCGAGGCAAUCAGAAGCGCCUUGUACAUAUAUUAUGGUUGUUUAUAGCAUUGAGCAUAGUAUGGAUGGUGAUGGCAUUAAUUACUGUGAAUAUUCAGAUGGCCAAGGGAAAUAUCGUAUUUCAAUGGGUAGAGAAUAGCCCGUAUCAGGUGAAGAUAACGCUAAAAGUAUUCUUAAUCAUCUGCACUUUGUGGCAUGAUAUGGUCCAGGGAACUAUUAUCACAAGCUACUGUUUGCAAGGACAGCUGUUAAUGUCACAUCUACAUUUUCUACGUGGAAAGUUGCUGCAACAUAUUCUGCCACCCAUUGAUUGGAUGAGAGACAUCGACGAAUUUAAGAAACUGCUGAAAUAUUUUAAUGACGAAUUAGGCCCGGCUGUGUGCAUUUAUACGAUAGUUAAUUUAUCGUGGGCAGCUGCGGGCAUCGCAUGGCUGUUUCAGUACUACAUUAACAAUGAGGAUAAUUAUCCAGUUACGUACGUCAACGUGAUGAAUGUUGUAUUAUGGAUCUUAAUAUCGAUUGCUCCAUUUAUUCAGGCUGCGCGUUUAACAAAUGCUUGCUCUAUGAUUCGGGCCGUAGGACACGAGAUACGUAUCCGACCGUUCGUGUAUCAGACUACUCCAGGAGAAGAUCUCGAUAGCAUACUUCUGUACACGUCUUCUUUAAAAAUGAGCGCUAGAUUAUUCAGGAUACCAAUUAAGGGUAGAUACUUAUUUCUUCUGCUAACUGUUGGCAGUAUUGCUAUCAUUACUUUAGGACAGUGUCAUUUUUUCUCUUAAAAUGUGUAGUUCGGUUAAUUGAGGCUGUGCUCUCUGCGAUGCAUUAAAUAUAUAUAUUUUUUAAGCGUACAAUCAUCUAGUACCAUUAUUUAAAUAUAAAAUGUAUUAUUUAUAUAUGCCCCUUGUUAAGUUAUAUAUAUUUAGAAAAUUGUUUUUACAUUUCUUGUAUAUAUAAAGAAUUAAUGUAUAGAAUAUGUACAGAUAAUCAUAACGUAUUAGAAAAUGCAUGUUACGAAAGUUUUAUUAUGGAAAACUUGUGGUCGUUAUGUACUUUUCUAUCCAGAAAAUUGUAGCAAACAUUUUGCACAAUUGCAUUUUAUUUCCUACAAAUGCAUUCAUUUUGUUAUCAAGAAUAGUUACCAAGAAUAAAUGAAAUACUAAAAAAAAGGUAUUUUAUUCUUCUUCUGAUUAUCAUCAAAUACAUAUUAUAUUCACCAAAUGGCAGUAAUAUUAUUACAGCAAUCUGGAACGAAUUCUAACUCACAUCUUUAACUUACAACAUGUAAAUCUACAAAUAUUCAAUGAAUCCUCCCUUUCCAAAAAUUUUAUAUUCAUGCUUUUAUAUUAUUAGAACCUAUAUAAGAGAAAUGCAAAAGUCACAUCAUUAAUAAAUACUCUCUAAUUGAAUUCUUUAUAUGAAAUACAUGUGCAGGUAAAAUAUAUAUAUGUUCCCAAAUUGGCAAGUUUAGCUUAAAACUGGCUCAACGAACCCAUGAUCACUUUGCAUAUUGUCGAUUAUUAUGUUUUUGCAUUUUAUCAAAUUGAUUUACAAGAUGGCUUGAGUGACGCACAAGUUUAAAGAUCAGUUCAAUAAAUUCAUUAAACGAAAGCGAUCAACACUUUAUCAAACUAAUAUAUUUUACAUAAUUGUUUCAUGUGUGUAUGUGUAUAUAUAUACGAUCACCAUACAUCAGUUUCAAAAUUUUCGCAAUAAUUGUUGGAGGUGUCUCUAAAAUAUCAGAUCUUAGUACCGAAAAUUCAAGAUGCACGAGAUGAGUGGGAAAGUAAUUCGUUUAGGUGCGUAUGUUGUUAAAACUACUGAAUGAAAAACAGUGAUAUGAAGUGGGAGCUUCUGCAAACUGUGAAAUAAGUCUUUCUCUCAUUGACAAAUCUUGCAUUAUUAAAUCUCUUAUUAAUAAAGCAUAGAUCGUGAUAUCGAUAAAUCCGAAAGAUCAAGAAAUAUUUAUUUAAUAAAUAUUGUAAUGUUUUAAUAAGAGUUCGUUAUUCUAAUAUACAUUCAUAAUUUUACAGGAAUUAUUUAAUUUUGACUAAAUAGCGCAUGAUAUUGACACUUUAUGGUACUGCUUUCAGAAUACUAAACGUUGUAGUAGCACCUGCAUAAUGUAUGUUCCACCAAUGAUUUUCUACUUAGUGAUAUUCGCGUACUUCUUAAUUGGUUUCUUUUUUUUGACAAUAUUGUACACGCCUAAAUUUUGUAGAAAACUUUGUUGUCCACAUAAGAUUUGAUGAUACAGAUAAGCUACUUACACGAGAAGCUAACAAUGCCUCAACAGAAUUAGUUCCAGAAAAUCAUAAAGAAUGCAAAGUUGAGCGUAUUACCAAAUAAAGUCAGUGGAAUGUGCAAGUUAUACAUGGCUGCUUAUAGGUUUAUAUUUAAAUAAUCCAUUUAAUUUAUUAUUAAGAAGUACGUAGUAAAAACGUUUAAUUCGCAAUAACAUAAAAUGUGCAGUCUACAAUCAUUGGAAGUCAAUGGCAAUCAUUACCUUAAGAUAUUACUUGAUUUGACAAUUGUCAUAUCAGCUCACUUAUUGAAUUUGAUAUCUCAAAUUAUUUUUAUAAAUUGCACAAGUAAAUCUUAUAUCAAAAUAGUUUUAUUUUUAAUCACAAGAGUUCCGACAAACCCUGGAUUAAUUGUAAGUGAUGAGAAGUAACCGGAGCAGUCAAACGAGGAUUUUCUCGACCGAGCGUAUAGAAGAUACUGUAAAUCAUAUUACGAUAAGCUACUUACACAAUACAUUACCGUUUAA